Microcebus murinus (gray mouse lemur) is the source of this 3132-nucleotide messenger RNA. RefSeq names its product ubiquitin domain containing 2 (gene UBTD2). Gene Ontology annotation, molecular function: protein binding. The record is from RefSeq and is a predicted model, not a curated record. NCBI's taxonomy places the organism in Eukaryota, Metazoa, Chordata, Mammalia, Primates, Cheirogaleidae.
GGCGCCGCGGGCGGGCUAGGGCCGCGGACGACGCGCCGGCGCGGGGCUCGCCUGGGCGCGGGUGUGCGGCGCUGUGAGCGGGCGACACGGGCGCUGCGGCCCGCCCGGGAUGGGCCAGCUCCGGCUUGGCGGGGCCGAGCCGGAGGCGGGGGCUACGCGCGGGCCAGGCCUGCCGGGCGGGCGGCCCGGGGGCUGAGGCAGAAGUGGGCGCGGAGGAAGGGGCCGAGCCAAGGCGGUGGGUGGAGCGGCGAGGGGGGCGGAGGCUGGGCCGCGGCGGGCGAGCGGAGCGGCGCGCCUGUCCGGAGCUCGGCGGUGGCGCCGGAGGAGGCUGAGGCGGCGGCGGCGGCGGCGGCGGGCCGGACGAGCGCCCGGAGGUGGCGGACGAGGCGCCGGGGUCCCCCAUGGGCGGGUGUGUGGGCGCCCAGCACGACUCCUCAGGCAGCCUCAACGAGAACUCGGAGGGCACCGGAGUUGCUUUAGGUCGUAACCAGCCUUUGAAAAAGGAGAAACCAAAAUGGAAAAGUGAUUAUCCUAUGACAGAUGGACAACUGCGCAGCAAGAGGGACGAAUUUUGGGAUACUGCACCAGCUUUUGAAGGUCGUAAAGAGAUUUGGGAUGCCUUGAAGGCUGCUGCACAUGCUUUUGAGAGCAAUGAUCACGAACUGGCACAAGCAAUCAUUGAUGGUGCAAACAUAACAUUACCACAUGGUGCACUUACAGAGUGCUAUGACGAACUGGGGAACAGAUACCAGCUUCCAGUCUAUUGCUUGGCACCACCAAUCAACAUGAUAGAGGAAAAGAGCGACAUAGAGACUCUGGAUAUUCCUGAGCCACCACCCAAUUCUGGAUAUGAAUCUCAGCUCCGUUUGCGCCUUUCUACAGGCAAAGACCUCAAACUUGUGGUUCGUAGCACAGACACGGUUUUCCACAUGAAGAGACGGUUACAUGCAGCAGAAGGAGUGGAACCGAGUAGUCAGCGGUGGUUCUUCUCUGGCAGACCUCUCACCGACAAAAUGAAGUUGGAAGAGCUGAAGAUCCCAAAGGACUAUGUUGUACAGGUUAUAGUGAGCCAACCUUUGCAGAACCCAACACCAGUUGAAAACUGAACUGGUCCUAUUGGCUGGAUCCCUCUGCUCCUUUUUAUUGUGUUGUCAUUUCCUACUCUAUGGCGUGAAAUUUAUUUUCACUGCUCUAAAUUCCCUAUGAAUGGAUUUAGUUCUGAGGAAUUACCAGUGAAAAAUUCCAUCUGUGAUGGAGACCAACAAAAAUAAUAAAAUACAAAGAGCCAGCCUUUGAGACUCAUGUAAUUACAAUUUCUAAUUUGAGAAGCAGUUAAGAAAUAGAUAACCAUUUAUUUUAAAACUCAACAACUAUGUAAUGGCUGUGUUUAAAUGAUUUGGACUGUAAAUGGAAUGAUGCAUCCAUGAAGAACAGCACCAAGCACCUUUUGAAUACAGAUUUUUAAAAAAUAUAUCAAAUUAUAUACCCAGAAACCAUCCAGAAUAGCUAUAAAAUAUAAGCUUUUUUUAAAAUAGAAACUGAAAAGAGCAGUAUUUGAGGUUUGCUUCUAUUCUGGUUUUUUAUUCUUAGCUCAAUUAAUAUUUAGCCAUAAAGGAGUAGAGACUGGCAAAUUGCACUUCAGUGUUGCUCUCCCCAUCCCCACAUGUUGAACUCCUUAUUACAUUCACACUAAAUUUUGGUGCCUUCCAGCACAUUGGGGGCAGGCACCCUUCUGGAACACUAGGCAAUAAUUUAGUCAAUGCAGUCUCUGGUUUUCAAUUGAUACUCAGUUGAAAAGUCUUUUAUCCUCUUACUGCAUAGGCAUUUUGAAAGGUCUAUAUAAUGAAGCUGUUUUCAUAUCUAGGCUUAGAAGGUCACUACUAUAUAAUACCUUCGUUGAUCUAGCUACUCUGCUUAGAACUUUUCAUAGCUAACUAUGACUCCAAAUGCAUAGUUCCUGGGCCGGGGAACACAGGAAUCAAGUACAGUUGUUCCCACUACAGGAUAAUAAAGUAAUUGUUCUCUUCUCCUCCACUUUGCAGGAAGAGUGUAAGCAAAAACCAUUCUAUCUGUGCCUGGGAGAACUGUGCCUAUUUUCAAUCUUUUAGAGAAAAUUUCAUCAAAAUUUAUAAGUGUGAAAGGUUUACUGGCAUCACCUAAACAUCAGCAGUGAGACCAAAUAAUGAAACAUUGCUUUAUAACUUAGUGGUUUCCAGUUCAGUUACCUCUACUGAUGGUGGGUGACAAUGUCCAGUGAGAUAACCUGAUUCUUCUGUACUGUGACUGGAAUAAAGCUACCAAGGAUUUUGUUUAAUUUGGAGCCUUUAAAAGGUGGUUCCUUACGUGAGAAGGAGGCUAAGACUUGACCACUGUACUCCUGAGAAUCCAUGAGGUGGAAAAGUAGAGGCCAGAAGGCACUUACGCUGUCCUCAAUUGGGAAAUAGCAAUCCUCCACACUUGUUUGGAUGGGAAACACCGUUAUUGAUUCUAAUGGUGAAAUGAAACUGCUAAUGAGUUUAAAUGUAAUGUUUAAAAUGGUAUUACACUUUACAUAGCCUGAUUAAAUAUACCUAUAAUUGUAACUUACCAUGUUUCUGAGAGCUUUAACUAUUAAUACUUCCCUAUUUUUAUGCAAUCAUUUUAAAGAUUCUAGCUGUAUCCAAUUUAGGAUUGCUGAUGACUGAAUCUAAAUUCAAGAGAAAACAGCAUUAAUUCCAAAGGAGAAUUUUGUACUUAGAGGUGGAGGUAUAAGAAUAUUUCAGUAUGUUGCCCUGUCAUCAAAAGGUUUUGUUCAUUUGUAUGCCACAUUGAGUAGCAGCAUCUCUCAAAGUUUAUCAACUGGAAGAAAGUGUUUAAGCCUGUUUUUCUUAAGGAAAAUUGGUGAUGUCAUCAAUAUCUAUGAUUGAUAAAAGGUCUUGUUUGUUGAGGAUUUGAGCUCUCUUAAGAGUUUAUUUUAAAGGAACGUAUACUUUGAAUAACAAUUUCUGGGCAUGUUCAACUAACCUAGGUGAGAAAUCCAUGGUGCUGUUUAAUUGUAAAUAGAUUGAUAUAAGAUUGGACCAAUACUUGAUGUGUAUAAUUUUAGUAUGUAGGGUUUUUGUGCUUUUUUUAAAAAAAAAAAAGUUCAAUUUU